AUGGCCUACCGCAAUACCUCAAGGCAGGCCGUCCUCGACGCUCUCUCCGACGUCGUCACAGUCAACCCAAACGUGGAAACCGACCGAGCUCGAUCUUCUCGACACGCUCACCACCCAUCUUACGAUCCAGAAUCCUCCUACCACGGUCUCCAGCCUCUUCCUCACUCCGAGCCUCCGCCCAUGGUUCCUGCCAAGAGCCCUUUCGAGGAUCGCAGCCUCCCACCACCUCCUGAAGUGCCCUCCAAAUCUGGAAACACCAUGGCUAGCAAAUUUGCCAAUGCUUUCCGCAAGCAGAGCGCCGACGACAAGGCAAAGAAGCGUGCAAAGGACAAGCGCUUGAACGACGAGAUCAACAAGACCACAGCUAAAGCAAGCCGCAUGGACAUUAUCGACCGUCUCGACUUGUCCGGGAUCAAUGGCUCCAGCAUGUUCCACCACGACUCGCCGUACGACGCUUGUGCCCCUCACAUGAACGCCGGCAAGCGAGCUCCCGUAGGUGCCUUUGACCCCAACGUGGACCCCAUGACGGGUCUCCAACGCAACGCAGCAGGCGGCAAGCGCGGCUCUCGCGUUCCCGCUCAGGACGGCAGCCCUGUGGACGAGAAGAGCGGCGCCGUACGACCCGGUCUCAACGCAAAGGGUGGCCGCAGUCGUAGCUCCACAGCGCCCCUUGUCCCUUCCCUCUCGAUGCACGCACAAGGAUCCGCCACAGAACUUCCCCUCGACGAAGAGGUGGAUGCCGACCGAGACGCGGAUGCCGAGCGUGUCUGGCGAAGUCGACAGGGCUACCACACUCAGCCCUCCAACGUCCCGGAAAGCCGCUACGAUGUUUCCAACCCCAAUGCCGACGUAUGGGGUGUCAGCGCCGAACCCUGGCAGGACUUUGCCCAGCCCAAAGCGCGCGUCCGUUCGACACUCAGCCCCUACUCUGCCGGCAACGGCGACGCCAGUGGCACCACCAGCGCUGCCAGCAGUGUCCUCGACAUGGAAGCCAUCAUGACGGGCCAGAAGAAGCCAUCGCGCCGUCAGGAGGAACUCGCCACCGGAAGCGCCAGCCCCUUCCCGGAGCCCAACUACGACGACCGCGCGCUUGCGGUUCCCUCGGACGGUCCCAAGCGCAACAAAAGUCUUAUCAAACGCAUCCGCAGCAUGCGCGACAACCCCAACGUCCCUCCACCCGAGGACGGCGUCGAGAUGGGCGUCCGUGGCAGCCGUCGUAGAGCAGCACACAAACAUUCUCCCAGUACACCGCCUAUGCGCACCGAUUCCGUAGCCGGCAGUGGAGCUUCCUCGUACGAAGCUCGUGCCGCUGCGGCUGACGCUGCCACCGGCGCCACCAGCGGCAGCUACAGCCGUCGCACCGGCCGAACGGUGGUGACGCCCAACGAGAGGGAUGUCAUCACGCCACGAGCGGGACGCGACGAGGACUCCUCCUACUUUCAAGGCCAGCAAGCCGGACGAUCUCCGACGAACGAAGGCGGAUUGACAAGGAGCGGUAGUUUGUUCGACAAGCUCAGACGUGGUCAGAAGCCCAAGUCGACGGAAAGGGCUGCUGCGUACACUUGA
Kalmanozyma brasiliensis GHG001 is the source of this 1566-nucleotide messenger RNA. RefSeq names its product Pal1 cell morphology. Bases 1 to 1566 code for a protein of 521 amino acids. Lineage: Eukaryota; Fungi; Basidiomycota; Ustilaginomycetes; Ustilaginales. The transcript has 3 exons. The record is from RefSeq and is a predicted model, not a curated record. Gene Ontology annotation, cellular component: cytoplasm.